Messenger RNA from Budorcas taxicolor (takin), 1166 nucleotides. RefSeq names its product CD209 antigen-like protein E. The record is from RefSeq and is a predicted model, not a curated record. NCBI's taxonomy places the organism in Eukaryota, Metazoa, Chordata, Mammalia, Artiodactyla, Bovidae. The coding region runs from base 65 to 844 and encodes 259 amino acids. The transcript has 8 exons.
ACAUGAGGUUAUAAAAACCAUAGUCCAGACCAGAGCUGGGAAGAGGAACAGAAAGGGGAGAAGGAUGGCAGAGAUGUAUGAACACAAGGAGCCAGAUGACUCUGAGGAGGAGACAUUUGGGGGCCAGAGACUGGCUGAGAGACGCCCUCGACUGCUACACAGUUUGAGGAGCUUGCCAGAGAGUCUGACCUGGGCCCCUCUGCUUCUCCUGCUGCUGCUCUUCGUCUCACUGGGUUUCUUCACGCUCCAGCUGACCACUCUGGUUCAAGUUUCCAGGAUCCGGUGUCUGCAGAGAGAUUCGGGAGACCAUGAGAACAACAGCCUGGAUAAAUGGCUGGACACCAGGUUCCGGAGUCUGACUGAAGUUGCACAGAAGCAGAUGCAAUCAAACCUGGAGGAGAUCCUACAGCGCCUGACCCGGAUGAAUGCCACCCUGGCUGGCCUGUGCCAUCCUUGUCCUCAGAACUGGGAGUUCUUUGGCGGAAGCUGCUACUUCUUCUCCUGGACCCAGAGUGACUGGAGAUCUGCCGUCUCUGCCUGUCUGCUUACUGGGGCCCACCUAGUUAUCAUCAAUAGUACUGAGGAGGAGAAAUUCCUGAACUUUUGGUAUGCCAGGAAUAAUAAACCCACCUGGAUCGGCCUCAGUGACCACCACAGUGAGGGUUCCUGGCGGUGGGUGGAUGACAGUCCUGUCCAACUCAGCUUCUGGAAAAAAGGGGAGCCCAACAACCACGGAGAUGAGGAUUGUGUGGAACUGCACAACGAUGGCUGGAAUGAUGGCAGAUGUGUUACAGAAAACCCCUGGAUCUGUGAGAAGCCCUCGGCUCCCUGCCCAGACCUCUGAGGGCUGCUGCCUCCACCUUCCCACCUCGCCCCGCCCCGCCCCGAUCCCGCCCCGAUCCCGCCCCGUUCCCGAUCCCGCCCCGUUCCCGAUCCCGCCCCGUUAGCAGAGAUCAGCCAACUGGAACAUCCACUCCGAGGGUUCCUCUUGGGCCCCACCCCUUUCUGUUUUCCCCUCUGGUGAAUGCCCAUCCCCUUACUAUUCAGAAGACUUUGAGAUCCUCUAAGACCAAUCUCUCCACAAGCUAUAGACCAUUUUUCUUCAUCUGUCGACAGGCUCAGCUCCCCACUCUGUCCCACCAUGAUAUCCCCCUAAUAAAGUCAUA